Messenger RNA from Clonostachys rhizophaga, 474 nucleotides. The record is from the annotation of a GenBank genome assembly. Lineage: Eukaryota; Fungi; Ascomycota; Sordariomycetes; Hypocreales; Bionectriaceae.
AUGAUGCGCCGCGAGGUCCCGUCGUCCCACGCACAACAACCCCCGGUGUCCUUCAUGCACCGCCGGAUAUCCAGGAACCCUGAGCUCCGGCGCAAGCUGGAGCAGAUGGCCCUCCACCUCUCGCCCCUGGUGCAGAUCACGACGGGCAACGUCCACCCGAGUUUCCCCAGGACGAUCCUCCACUACUGGCUCCUCACGGACGCGGAGAUGGAGGACAUGGCGGGCUUCUACCACCAGCGGGACCCCUCCACCCUCACGUACCAGUACCCGUGCCCCAUCAGCUGGUCGUCCAGCCUGCCCCUGGAAGAGAAGAGGCGGAAGAUUGGCAAGUUCAUCGGGCUAAGGGGCUGCGAGUCGCCCGUCUGGCUCAAGACGGAGGAGGAGAUCGCCGAGGAGGCGAGGCAGGCCAGGGGGGCGGCCGAGGAGGAGAUGUGGAGGCGCAAGAACUACCCUUGGCCUGGGCAGGACGUCUGA